Corythoichthys intestinalis (scribbled pipefish) is the source of this 4101-nucleotide messenger RNA. RefSeq names its product upstream binding transcription factor (gene ubtf). The transcript has 21 exons. Lineage: Eukaryota; Metazoa; Chordata; Actinopteri; Syngnathiformes; Syngnathidae. The record is from RefSeq and is a predicted model, not a curated record. The coding region runs from base 305 to 2539 and encodes 744 amino acids.
GGCAUCGCGGUUCUUUUAUCGCCGAGACCUCCAUGCGGCAGUUGGCAGAACAGCCAGCCGCCCCUCACGGUUAGCCAUCAGGGAUCUUAGUUUAAUAUCUCGCCGCCCUCUCGCUCCCCGACAAGCCCGGACUACCGACAACCAAGCUCUUCGGUGAACCCGCCUUCUUAGUCGUUGUAGUUUAGCUCGAAUAAAAGCAGCUCCGUGGCGUACCGAGUUCAGCUGUGGGCCUCGGUAUAUUUCUUCUUCUUUCCCCGGGCCGCCAUUUGGACCUUGUCACGAUUUAGAAAAGGAUUACCAACAAAUGAAUGGAGGUAUGGAGGCAACAUCCCAACACCAAGUGUGGGCGCAGGAUGACCUACUCCAGUUGUUGGAGGCCAUGAAGUUGGCGCUGCCGCAAAAGGACCUGACCAAGUACAAAACAUCCGAGUCCCACCUGGACUGGCAGAAGGUCGCCUUCAAUUCCUACACAGCCGAGAUGUGCAAGCUAAAGUGGCAGGAGGUCUCCAAAGAGAUUCGUAAAUUCCGGACCCUCACAGAGCUGAUAUUUGAUGCUCAGGACUACAUCAAGAAUCCUUAUAAAGGCAAGAAAAUAAAGAAACAUCCGGAUUUCCCCAAGAAGCCUCUAACGCCUUACUUCCGCUUCUUCAUGGAGAAGAGGGCAAAGUAUGCAAAAUUGCAUCCAGAAAUGAGCAACUUAGAUCUGACCAAGAUCUUGUCCAAGAAGUACCGUGAGCUGCCGGACAAGAAAAAGAAAAAAUACGUGGAUGACUUCUUGAGAGACAAAGAAACAUUUGUGCACAGCAUGAUGAGGUUCAGAGAGGAACACCCAGACCUAAUGGAGAGCAUGACCAAGAAAGGCUCAAAUGUUCCCGAAAAGGCCAAAACUCCCCAACAGCUGUGGUACAACCAUGAAAAAAAGGCCUUCCUAAAAGGCCACCCGGAUGCCACCACGAAGGACAUCAAGGAUUGCCUAGGUAAGCAGUGGACACAGCUCUCGGACAAGAAGAGACUUAAGUGGAUCGCCAAGUCACUGGAGCAGCAGAAACAAUAUGAGGAAACGAUGCGCGAGUACAUCCAGCAACACCCUGAGAUGAAUCUAACACAGGGGGAUAUUGUCAAGUCCACACUGACCAAAGCCGAGAGGCACCUGAAAGACAAAUCUGAUGGGCGGCCCGACAAACCUCCGCCGAAUGGUUACUCCAUGUUCUGUGCUGAGCUUAUGUCCAGCAUGAAGGACGUACCCAGCACCGAGCGCAUGGUGAUGUGCAGCCAGCGCUGGAAGUUGCUGAAGCAGAAUGAGAAGGACGCCUACCAGAAACGCUGCGAGCAGAGGAAGAAGGAGUAUGAAAUUGAAAUGAACAGAUUCCUUAGCGGUUUGCCCGAGGAAGAGCAGCAGAGAGUUCUAGGUGAGGAAAAGGUGGGAUUCAAGAGAGGUACCGUGGCUAACAGCCCUGCGUCCAAAAAGAAGAACUCCAAAGCUAAGGCCAAUCCAGAGAAACCCAAGCGACCCAUCUCGGCGAUAUUCAUCUUCUCCGAGGAGAAGCGUCCAAAGCUCCACCAAGAGCGUCCAGAUCUCUCCGACAGUGAGCUAACACGGCUGCUGGCGCGCAUGUGGAACGAGCUACCUGACAAGAAGAAGGAGAAGUACAAACGAUUGGAGGCUGUUUUGAAGGCCGAGUCAGAAAAGAAAGAGGACCGCAGUCUGCCCGACCCGCCUAAGACAGCGCAGGACAUUUGGCAGCAGAGCGUUAUUGGAGACUACCUGGCAAGAUUUAAGAAUGACCGUCCCAAGGCUCAGAAGGCAAUGGAGGCUACCUGGAGCAGUAUGGAAAAGAAAGAAAAGAUCAUGUGGAUCAAAAAGGCGGCAGAGGACCAGAAAAGAUACGAGCGAGACCUUUGCGAAAUGCGUUCACCUGUCGCCACAGCUGUGGCCUCAGGGAAGAAAAUGAAGUUUGAGGGUGAACCCAAAAAGCCGCCUUCAAAUGGGUACCAGAAGUUUUCUCAGGAGAUGCUCUCCAACGGUGAGCUCAACCACUUGCCCAUGAAAGAGAGGAUGACUGAGAUAGGCAGCCGCUGGCAGAGGCUGCCUCCAAAGGACAAGGACCGCUACAAAAAGAUUGCCGAGGAGAUGCAGAGGCAGUACAAAGUGCUGCUGGAACAGUGGCUUGCUGGUUUACCUUCUCAAGUCAGGAACUCCUAUAAAGAGUACAACUCUCAGAAGAGAAAAUCCCCAGCAAAACCAGGAGGCCCCAAGGCAAAGAUCAAGAAAUCUGACACUGAGGAAGAGGAGGACGACGAUGACGACGACAAUGAAAAGGAAAGGGCUUCCUCUGAAGGAGCGUCCUCCAGUGAUGACGACGACGACGAUGAUGAUGACGACGAUGACAAGGACGAUGACGAUGAUGACGAAGAUGAUGACGAAGAUGAUGACGAUGACGACGACGAUGAUGAUGAGGUGGAUGACAAGGAGAACAAGUCUGAAGACAGCAGCAGCGAGUCCAACUCGGGCGACUCCUCAGACUCUGACUCAGACUGAAGGGCGCUGGCAACUUCGAGAGGAGGCGGGACCGCCGUGACAACAGGACAGACUAAGCUGAGCCACAGGGGUUCUAGGAGGGGAAAGCUCUGGCACUGUGCAAACCCAUGCCCACGCCUCCUCAGUGUCACACGACAACUUUUUUUUGUUCCCUUGUAGUCCCUCGGCGAGUUUUUAGUUGGGCCCGCAUCCCACUGGUUUGGCGAUGUUCUGAAUUGAAGCUUCGUUUUUUUUUGUUGUUGUUGUUUUUUUUUUAAUUAUUAUUUUUAAAGUUUUAAAACAAUGUUACCCAUUUUAUUUGAUUGUUCCGCAGGGACGAGCCAGGCUUAUUACAGCCAAAGAACACGACGACUGGGUGGGACACUUUAAGCAGGCAGAGGAGCAGGAAGGACGCAAGGGUCUUUGUACUGGAAAAAUUGCACUCUUAAGAAUGUUUCCUUGUCUAUACUUUUUUCCUCUUCCUCUGCUUUUGAUUUUAUCCCGUUGAGUUCUCAAAGAGGUGGUAUUUUUUUCAUAUAUUAAAAAAAAAUUCAAGAAGCCAUGCCGAAUGUGUUUUGUUGGUAGUGUUGCUGGAACGUCGUUUAAAAUGCUGCAGUGCACACACGUUUUCAGCCCUCAUUUUAUUUCUUAACAGUUUUUCUUCCUUGAUCAAUUCUGAAUCGAUUGGGCGCCAUUGUACUUUUUGAAACGGAGUGCCAUAUUCACAUCACAUUGUGUGUCUAGACAUCACUCUUUGCAAAUACCCAUUUCCAUGAAAUCUGUUACAUUUUUAAAGUAAUUCAUGAGGUGGAAUUUUUUUAAAGAGGCCCUGCACAUUUUAUUUGAGGUUCAUUUUUUGUCCAAACAAAGUUUGUUUGUGCUGUGCUCACAAUGUACCCACCUGUGCUUAAUUUAAAAUAUAUAUACAUUUAUUUUAAUUGGCUCAUUAUAAUAAUAGUGUUUGAUGCUGGUAACCUCCCCUAAAAUCUGCACUUAGUCGAGUGGAUGACACAGACUACAUCUUGAAUGUAUAUAUUGGAUCUUUUGCUUGGUAAUGACACACCCACACCAUGACUGACAUUAGUUAUAUUUUGUUGAGAUGUUGAUUUGUGACUGAAGCAACAUCAAAAGGGAGGGUGAAAACUGUGUAUUCUUGUAAAUACUUUUAAUUUUGUAUGGAGUGUUUUUCCCCCCUCCUAUCUGUCUCUUGGUUGUUUUGUUUUCCUUGUCAGGGAGAGCUGUUGGAGGAAAAAAAAAAGCUUUACAAAUUUGUACUGCUGAUAAUUUGAAAAAAAAAAAAAAAAAAACUUGAUGUUUUCUAUAGCAGAGGGUGUUAUGAUGUUCUUGUAGUUCAAGUAUUUGGGCAAAUAAACAAUCUUGAACGGGGUGUCUUGAGUAUGUUGGACUGCUACUAGGACCAUCCUGGCAACAAAGAGUCACAAUAUUUGAAUAAAGUUUUUUUCUUAAAAUGUUUUAACAAGACUUGUAAUUAGGGAUAUUACCCUUGUGUCUUUUCUAAUAUGGAGGAGGAUAAAGAAAUAUAUUUACCCAUCUAUCAACCAUUUCAGGAAACUGCCAACAUC